Penicillium psychrosexuale is the source of this 420-nucleotide messenger RNA. RefSeq names its product Acyl-CoA N-acyltransferase. The record is from RefSeq and is a predicted model, not a curated record. Bases 1 to 420 code for a protein of 139 amino acids. The transcript has a single exon. NCBI's taxonomy places the organism in Eukaryota, Fungi, Ascomycota, Eurotiomycetes, Eurotiales, Aspergillaceae.
AUGGCGCCCAACUGUACUUAUUCUUUUCUCCGGGUCUCCAAAACAGAUGGAGUCGAGGCCUCCGCCCAAAAAUACCGUGACCUACGCUUAAAAGCAUUGAAGGCUUCACCUGAAUCAUUCUCCUCUACCUAUGCCAUCGAAUCGACUUUCACGGACGCCUCUUGGGUCAAUCGUCUCAUUUCUCCUGAUAGAGAGCUCUUCAUCUGUGCCGCCACGCCAGUGAGCGAGGAUUCGUCAAGUCCUAAUGGAAUCCAAUGGAUCGGCCAAGUCACCAUGCUGAGGGCCUUUAUCAAAAGCCCAACUCGAGUUGCCCGAGGAAUCUGGCCAGCCACCCCAGAAGUCCGACGAAGAGGAAGAUCGAUGGCAAAUGCUAAGUUUGUUUACCCUGCCAGAAUAUCGCGGCCUCGGACUCGGAAAUAA